CAGCUCAAGCAAAGUCAGGGUUGCCCACCCAUCUCUCCCACGCGGCCAUCCCGGCGACGCAUUCCUUUCCCACCCGCUCCUCUUCUUCUCCUUCCCAUCGCUUCCCUCUCUCCCCGAUUUCAAAAUCCGCCAGCCACCACUCCCCUACUAGGGUUUCGCCUUUGCGGCGUUGCCUCUGCUCGCGACAGCAAAGAGGAGGAGGAGGAUGGACAAGUACGAGAAGCUGGAGAAGGUGGGCGAGGGCACCUACGGCAAGGUGUACAAGGCGCGGGACAAGGCCACGGGCCAGCUCGUCGCGCUCAAGAAGACCCGCCUCGAGAUGGACGAGGAGGGCAUCCCGCCCACCGCGCUCCGCGAGAUCUCCCUCCUCAACCUCCUCUCCCACUCCAUCUACGUCGUCCGCCUCCUCGCCGUCGAGCAGGCCGCCAAGAACGGCAAGCCCCUCCUCUACCUCGUCUUCGAGUUCCUCGACACCGACCUCAAGAAGUUCCUCGACGCGUACCGCAGGGGCCCCAACGCGAGGCCGCUCCCCACCCACCUCAUCAAGAAUUUCUUGUAUCAGUUAUGCAAAGGAGUUGCACACUGCCAUGGCCAUGGUGUUCUUCACCGGGAUUUAAAGCCACAAAACCUGUUGGUUGACAAGGAGAAGGGGAUACUGAAAAUUGCAGAUCUUGGGCUAGGUAGAGCUUUUACUGUGCCAAUGAAAAGCUACACCCAUGAGAUUGUGACACUCUGGUAUAGAGCUCCCGAAGUUUUGCUUGGAGCAACACAUUACUCAACUGGUGUUGAUAUGUGGUCCGUUGGAUGUAUCUUUGCUGAAAUGGUCAGAAGACAGGCUCUUUUUCCUGGUGACUCAGAGUUGCAACAGUUGCUUCACAUUUUCAGGUUGUUGGGAACUCCUACUGAGGAGCAGUGGCCUGGAGUGAAUGGCUUGAGGGAUUGGCACGAGUUUCCACAGUGGAAGCCCCAGAGCUUGGCCUCUACUGUCCCAACAUUGGAGCCCGAAGGCAUCGACCUGCUGUCAAAAAUGCUUCAGCUUGAUCCGGCAAACAGGAUAUCAGCUAAAGCCGCGAUGGAGCAUCCCUACUUCGACAGCCUUGACAAGUCCCAGUUCUAGUCCUUGUACCAUGUGAUUCAGAACAUUCUGUUACUCUGCGAAUGCGCUUUCUGAUGGAGCUAUGAAGAAAUUCACUUGCCAUCUAGGCAACAACUGGGCCAUAGUUAUUACUAACGGUUUGUUAGUGGUUGUGAAAUUGGGCGUGCGUACCUUUUCAUGCCAGGGUCAUAUUUGUGUUUAUGGAGCGUGAGCGUUGUUGCAAUUCACUGAACAAACUAUAUAUAUACUUUGUUGCUGAAUAAACUAUAUGUACGCUUUGUUGCAACAGCUUGUCUUAUGAACUUAUCAUGUAGUAUAACAGAAGUUAUAUGU
This is a messenger RNA of Phragmites australis (common reed), 1429 nucleotides long. RefSeq names its product cyclin-dependent kinase B1-1-like. Gene Ontology annotation, molecular function: cyclin-dependent protein serine/threonine kinase activity; cyclin binding; ATP binding. Gene Ontology annotation, cellular component: cytoplasm; cyclin-dependent protein kinase holoenzyme complex; nucleus. Gene Ontology annotation, biological process: regulation of gene expression; regulation of G2/M transition of mitotic cell cycle; protein phosphorylation. The transcript is spliced from 7 exons. Lineage: Eukaryota; Viridiplantae; Streptophyta; Magnoliopsida; Poales; Poaceae. Bases 206 to 1117 code for a protein of 303 amino acids. The record is from RefSeq and is a predicted model, not a curated record.